This is a messenger RNA of Mugil cephalus (flathead mullet), 2810 nucleotides long. RefSeq names its product protein inscuteable homolog (gene insc). NCBI's taxonomy places the organism in Eukaryota, Metazoa, Chordata, Actinopteri, Mugiliformes, Mugilidae. The coding region runs from base 352 to 1974 and encodes 540 amino acids. The transcript has 13 exons. Gene Ontology annotation, biological process: establishment of mitotic spindle orientation; asymmetric cell division; apical protein localization. Gene Ontology annotation, cellular component: apical cortex. Gene Ontology annotation, molecular function: protein binding; cytoskeletal adaptor activity. The record is from RefSeq and is a predicted model, not a curated record.
AUAGAAUAGUUUCAUGUCUGUUUGGAUGGCAGCCCAGCUGCAACUAUGCUCCGCUGCAUGACUGACAGUGGGAUGUGGGCUUUUUCUCCCCAAGAAAAACCUUUAAGGCCGGUCACGUUCAGACUGUGAGCAGUUCCACUCCAGCAGGCUUCGGAGGCGGUUGGCCCAGCUGUUCUCACAGAGCAACACAGAGACUAAGUCAGAGUGAAUGAAAGUGUGGACCGAGACAGAGGGUUUGCAGGGACAAGGACCACAACAGCGAGCAGUUACCAUGAACCCAAGCGGAAACAUUUGAACUGGCGCUGUCCAAGAGAAUGGGUGCUGAGCUGAAGUAAGGUGGCCUCGGACAGAAUGGCGACCCCUCAGAGCAGCUCCAGGCAGAGCAGUUCGCUCUCUUCAUCACCGAUGAGUACCCGCAUGCAGUCCCUGCAGGUGGACUCUGUGCAGCGCUGGAUGGAAGACCUCCGGCACAUGACGGAGGUGGAGUGCAUGUGUGUCCUCCAGGCCAAACCCAUCGGGGUGGAGGAGGACUCCCAGCAGGGAGAACUGAUUGUGGCCUCCGGGGUCGGUGCAGGGGAGCACGUGGCCAGGAACAACCUGCAGACACUCCUUCGCAGAGCGCUGGUGGUCAGCACGGAGCUGGGGAAGAUGUUCCAGAGGCUGGAGAAGGGGCGCUGGCAGAGGGUCCACAGCACGGCCGUACGGGCCAACUGCCACGUGCGUUCACUGGUGCAUGAGUACAGCGCUGCCAGAAGCACACCGCCUGAGAUGCAGAAGUAUGAGAAAUCGCUGCUGGAAAAGUGUAUGGAACUGACUAACAUUACAGAGAGGUGCCUCCACACUGAUGAUGAAUUCUUCCUUAAGUCCAUGAGGGAGGCCAUCCACGAGAUCCUCACAGACGUCAGUGACUCCUUCAGCAACAUGAUUGACAUGGCUUUAGCCAAUGAGAUCCGGGUCCUCAUCAAACAGAUCGAAUCAUCCGACAGCGUUCACACCAUCGGCAGUGCCAUUAGCAACCUGCUGUCCCUUACGCAGGACGGGCCUCAGCUCUGCAGCAUCAUCGCCAAGGAAGGAGCUGUGGUGGCCCUGUUUAAGAUCUGCAGGCAGGACCGCUUCAGAGACCUCUACGCUCACGCUCUGAGAACAGUGGCCUCCAUCUGCUGUGUGGAGGAGGGCAUCAACCAGCUGGAUAAGGUGGAUGGGAUCCUGUGCCUGGCGGACAUCUUGACUGAUGAAAGUAGCGUGGAAGCAGCCAGGGCCGAGGCGGCGGCGGUGGUGGCUCAGAUCACAUCGCCUCACCACACAUCCACCCAGCACCUCGCCAGCUUCCUGGAGAGCAUGCACGACAUCGUCACGGCGCUCAUCAAGUUGUGCGAGAGCGCCUCCUGUGGGGAAGUAUUCCUCCUGGCGUCUGCAGCCUUGGCCAACAUCACCUUCUUUGACAGCAUGGCCUGUGAGAUCCUCCUGCAGCUCAACGCCAUCCAUAUCCUGAUGCAGGCCUGCAAAGACCGCCAGAGGGUCGACACGCCCUACUCCAAAGACCAGGUAGUGACCAUCUUGGCAAACCUCUCAGUUUUAGAGCAGUGUGCUUCUGAAGUCCUACAAGAACAAGGAAUAGAGCGCCUGCUGCUCUUGCUGGGAGAAAAACCCUCCUCCCCCAGUCCAUCAGAGGGCGCUGCCUGUGAGCGUGUCCAGCAGAAAGCAGCAGUCACAUUGGCCCGUCUGAGCAGGGACCCUGAUGUGGCCCAGACAGCCAUCCAGCUAAAAGCUGUUCCUCGUCUUAUUGAGCUGUGUCGCUCCCCUACUGAGAGAAAUAACAGUGACUCGGUGCUGGUUGCUUGCCUGGCUGCUUUGAGGAGGCUGGCAGCAGGAUGCCCAGACAGCAUUGAGGCAGCCGACCACCAGCAGCUGAUCAAACCGCGGCUGGUCGACUCCUUCCUGCUGUGCUCCAACAUGGAGGAGAGCUUUGUAUGACGGCUGACACAAUGAGAGUGAAGAUGUUAACUCAAAUGCAUACAACAUCACGUAUCAGCAUGUACUUUGAUAUUUCACAAUUGAAGCUUUGUUCGCUAUUGAUGUCCUGACACGUCAAGAGACUUUCCAAAUUCUGAGAGAGAACACAUAUUUGUUAAUAUGUAUAUAAAGGUGUUGCCAAGUGCAAUGCUGCUGUGAAUGUGUACUGUGUUCCAGGAAAAAAAAAGGGCCAUUUGUUCGUUUUAUUCCACACAGAAUUUCAUAUAAGGGCUUAUAGCAGUAAUUAUUUUGUAGGUGCUACAUUUUAAAAAUGGAAGUAUAGCCUCCUCUGAAAUGAAACACUCUGUAUUCAACCGCUGUGCAAUUUUUGUUCUUACCAAGAGAUAUUGUUUCCAAAGCAUUUUGGCUGCUCAUGAAGAGAGGCACACUGUAAAACUCCUCUGACAGAAAUGUUAAUCUGAAGUUUUUCUUUUAACUAUUUGAUGUCUGGUUAAACCUUCUCCGCUAUUUAAAAAUAUUGUCCAAAAAAAAGGUGUUAAGCCAGAGACACUUUUAUUUAGAUAACCAUUCACAGUUAAGUUAUUACAGUAGACUGUUGAGUACCUAAAUCCAAAAGUCACUGUUAGUAUUUAAACAUUUAUACAAUAAAUUGUUCCUUACUGUGCAUUUUACUUCAUAUGGUUAUUUUCUUGAACAUAUUUGUUGUUAACCCAGAAUAUUCCAUUUGCUACUGGAUAAUGAAUCAUAAAGAACUUUUUGAGUAUAAGAAAUGUGUUUUAUUUAAAGAGAAUUUCCAUUAUUGUAUGCAAUGCAUGGAAUAAAGGCAAUCAUCUACA